Messenger RNA from Epinephelus fuscoguttatus (brown-marbled grouper), 7330 nucleotides. RefSeq names its product transmembrane protein 200A (gene tmem200a). Lineage: Eukaryota; Metazoa; Chordata; Actinopteri; Perciformes; Serranidae. The record is from RefSeq and is a predicted model, not a curated record. The transcript is spliced from 5 exons. The coding region runs from base 808 to 2487 and encodes 559 amino acids.
GCACACACAUCUUCCCAGCCCGCAUAUAAAGCAAUCUCUCUCUCUUUCUCACACACACACACACACACACACACACACACACACACUACGUGCACACGCACGCACGCCUCAGUGAAAGCCUCUCACAUUCCCACAAGCGUACAAGCGCUUUGGAAGAAUUGGAUGGAGCCGCCGCGUCUCUCUCCGGCUCAGAGGAAUAAAAACACGCUGUACUCGCCGGUUUACAACGUUUUUCUUAAAACGCAACAACUUGCUGCUGAGAUUUCCCAACAACGAGUUACAUCUUUUGUCUUCUCUUUGACGCAAAAUCAAGUUUUUGGACGCGAAUAUCAGGAGCGAGUUUUACGCAGGAGGGACUUCACAUCAGCGGCUUUUGUUGUCUGUUUCCCUCCAGUGGAACAAGGAAUAUUUUUUCCGCUGGGGGAAUUUACAAGCAGAGUGUUUACGACUUUAAAGAGGCGGAAUGUUUUUAAGGAUUUUCCUUGAGUCGUAAUUAGGAGCGUGUUUCGCCGCCGUCAUUGUCCGGAGCGCGCAGUCUCUCCAUUUGGCGGAAAACGUGUUCGGCGCUGAAUAAAGUCAGGACACUUUGAAGAAAGCCCACUAACCCAUUGAACUGCUGUUGUGUAAACCCUGCACGGGAGCUGAACUGCUUCCUGUCAUCUGAAUCUUCUCCGGCAUGGCAUUCAGUGGAAGUAGCCUUCAAAGUGGAAGAUGGCUCUUUACUUUGCUCCAGGUUACAGCCUAAUCCCCCCGCAUGCCUAAUGGCACAGUGACAGACACACACUCGGCUCUGUGCAAAGGUUCAGUAUGACUGCAGCAGCAGGUGUGCUAACAGGCUUGGCUAAGCUAAAGCGCCAAGACUCCGCCCGCUCUCAGCACCGGCCCUUACCUACAUCACCAGGCCUGGGAAACUCCGCCCCAGAAGCUGCCCCCAGAAAGCGGAAACGACGCACAGAUGUUGUUGUAGUACGUGGUAGGCUCCGACUCUACUCUGCCUCUGGGUUUUUCCUCCUCCUGGGACUGGUCAUCUUGGCCGUAGGGAUCGGCAUGGCGACGCUGGGUUACUGGCCGCACAGUGAAACCACGCCCUCGGCCAGAUCGCCGACUGGAGGAGGAUCUAAGACAGCAACUGCUGGAGGAGCUAAAACAUCUGCCUCAGAGGGAAAUGGAGGCAAGUUGGCCGUCACAGACGAGGACAUGUCUAACUCCAGCACAAGUCAUAAUGUGCAGGGCACACCCUCCAAGCAGACCGGGGGCAUCCUGACACGGUUCCUGGAACAACAUCGUCACUCUGAGAGGAUGAAGAUGUUCGGGCCCUUCACCAUGGGCAUUGGGAUUUUCAUCUUCAUCUGUGCUAAUGCCAUUCUUCAUGAAAACAGAGACCGAGAAACUAAGAUAAUCCACAUGAGAGACAUGUACUCCACCGUCAUUGACAUCCAUCGCCUCAGGCAGAGGGAGCAAAAACACCACCAUCACCGCAACAGCACCUAUGCAAGAGAAGUUGGGGAUCUUCGGGCCUUUGGAGCUGAUAACACAGCACGCAUGGCCAGCAACUCCCUCCUGGCGUUCUCUUCUCGAGCUGGAGGCAGCGUUGGAGGCGGAGGGUCUACAGAAGAAGAGGAGGUGCUAUUAGGGGACGAGGAGUUUAACAGACAAAGGGGACAGGCUAAGUUGGACUGUAGCUUUGCAGGGCUGCUGGCGCCGCUCUACAAGGAUCGGCCCUUCUACGGUCCGGGAUUGGCUCGGUCGGAUUCGAUACGCCACCAGUGGUCAGUGGAUGGGGAUGGGGAGAAGGGAGGGCAUCACGCACGCUCUAUUGUCUCCUCCUCUAUAUCUGCAUUUACUCUCCCUGUUAUAAAACUCAACAACUGUGUUAUUGAUGAACCGGAGAUGGAGGCAAUUACUGAGGAGGAGCGAGGAGGAGAGAGAAGAGAAGGAGAGAGGUCACAGCCUCUGAGCUCCAUGGAGUCUCUGGUGGUCCCUGUAGCAUCUGUUGCCAAGGCCUCCAAACCGCCAGGAUUACACAGGAGUAACUCCGCCUCCUCUUCCUCCCACUGCUCCUCUGUAUCCUCUUGCUCCAUCUCCCCCGCUCCCUCCUCUACCUCAGGCUGCUGGCUCUCCCCGGGAGCAGCGAGGAGUGACUUUGGUUCAAACUCCUCUCUGCACAUGCUCAGCAGCCACUCCAAAUCUCUGGACCUGGAGCGCAGGCCGAGCAUGCUCAGCGUGCACCCGGAGCAGCGGAAGCACCCCAGCUGGCCCCGCCUUGACCGUAGCAACAGCAGCCGUAGUAACAGCAGUAAAGGCUACGUGCGGCUGGAGGACAGGGAAGAGCAAGGGGAGCGGCUGUUGGAUCCACCAGUGCGACGCGAAUACAGCAGGCGGGAGAAGCUGCUAAUGAUAUCAAGGUCGCAUAACAAUCUGAGUUUUGAGCAUGACGAGUUUAACAGCAGCACACUGAAGAGGGGAAGCUCUGAGACUCGGUUCUGAAGACGCUGAACAAAACGCUGAAGACAGUUCUGUCAAUUGCUCUCCAGACUGUGUACAGUGAGUUGGUGUCGGGGGGAAACUGACAAGUUUAACAGCUGCAUCCUGGAGAGAGGAGAGCGGAAACUCAAACGCAGUUUCAAAGACUCUUUUUGUGAGCAGCAGGCUGGAGAGCUGUGGGUAAUGGACCAUCAUACACAGCAGAAGGUUCAGGCCUCAUGUCAGCAAGAUGCUAACCGCCUACUGUGUCAGGUCCACAGGUGCUGGUCUGUGCCUGACCCUGACCUGUGACCUCUGUGGAGGGAGGCAAUUGAAAGUAGAAGUUCCCUACAGGAUUCAAUAAAAUGAAUCACAUUAUAUCAUCAAACCUCUUCCUGACAUACAGCGAGUGAGUGAACUCUGAUGGAUGGAGUGUGAUGAACUGUCCAGAUACAAGAGCUGCUGCAGCACGAGCAGAAGAUGAGAAUAUUUUAUGGGGCCUUUGUGAUUUGAUUUCUCCCUCUAAAAUAAAUGUUAUCUAUUCCUAACUAUUGCAAUUUUCUGAGUAAUAGGUAACCUCUGUAUUUUCCAACUUGGACUCAAUUUUCCAAUGUUUUGUUUCCAAGACACCAAUGGGAAAACAGUUCCAGAAAUUGGUCCAGUGUUGAGCGAGAGGGCUGCAGCAGGCAGUGGCAAAGUCUGCUGCGUUUGGUGAAAGCUAUUUCGGGGUUGUUCCUAGUUAAACAAAAAGGAUCCUACUCUUUACGAAAAAGGUCUAUCUCUGUUGGGAUGCUUUCCAUAACGUUGUCAGACAACUAUAAUGAUAAUCUGAGCCUGUCAGUGGCAAAAACACUUUUAGUAGAUGUAAAUUGACAGUGCAUAAUUGCCUAGAGAAUUUAUAAUGCAGCCUGUUUUGCAUUGUACAUUCAAAAAUGUUCCUAUUAGUCACUUAAGCAGGAUUUAUACUUGUGCGUCAGCUCUAUGCAGAGCCUACGCUGCAGUCAAUGCCUGUGGCCUACGCCGUUGUGAGCAUUUAUACUUGUGCGGUGGUGUGUCUGUGUCACUCUGCAGUUACACCUCCAAAACACUAGCUGGCAGCGAAGGUUUCUGUGAAGUGCUGUAAAGUUUAGUUGAUUCAAAACACACAUUAAACACACGUUAAACACACAUUAAACACAUUAAACACACAUUAAACAUGGCUUAAUAGAGACAGUUUCAAACACAAAUCAGCUUCACUAUAACUCGCAGCAUUCACAGACAAACACUUGUCUUUAUCUGGACACAUUUCCCCACAAAUACAACAUGCUAACGUUAUUAGCACAAGCCUAUGGCAUUUUACAUUGUAUAAAUUAGCCUAGCAGCUAGCAGACUUUUCCUCUACUCAUAUGAAGCCAGGGACAACAGCAACAUUUAACAAAGGUAACGUUAUACAAUUUGGCUCGAUCACAACUCACAAGGUUCACUGACAAAACAACUGUCUUAUACUAAACACGUUUUCCAAACAAAUACAACAUGCUAACGUUAUUAGCACAAGCCUAUGGCAUUUUACAUUGUAUAAAUUAGCCUAGCAAUGAGUGGAGAUUUCCUCUGCUCAUAUGAAGCCAGGAUAAAUCACACACAAGACUUAAAAUGCUAUUUUAGUGGAGGCUUUACUGUCUUUGAAAUUAGGUCUGUGUCGUCGCAGCGUGUAGUUACAUUUCUGGGGAGGUGCACAUCAGUCUAUGAUGUAGGAUACUGCGUCGAUUUGACACAGAAGUAUUAAUCCUGCAUUAGGCAAAAAACAUUGGAAAAUAGGUGUAAAUAUACAGAAGUUAAUCAUUUCCUCAGCCUCUCUUCAUCCAUGUUGACUGGAUGUUGGCUGGAGGAAAAACAGAAACGUCAAGUAUGUCUGGGUUGAUUUUGACCGUAUACUGUAUAUAAAGAUGGUGUAUCUUGUAUUUAACUGAGUCUAAUUAGAGUUUUGAUGUGGAACAAUGAAAACAGGUUGCAGGUAGAGCAAGUGCGCAAAACUUCACAUAAUUAGGGCCAGGGUGAGGCAACACUGUUUUGCCUGUCAGCUGACACAGAAAGCAGGUCAGGGCAUCUUCUUUGGAGAAAACGGAAACUAUCUGAUGUUCACUCGUUUGCAUCACAUCCAGUCAGGAAGAGGGUUAGGGGUUACUUCGUACAAAAAGUAGUGCUAAUAAAGUUUUAACAGGAUCUUAACCCUGAGACCACUCUUUAGGAUCAAUGCUGUUUCAUUACGACAGUUUGUGAAAAUUGUUUUUCUUCAAGUGCUAAAAGGUUUCAUUCUAGCAGCUCCUGGUGAAAUCAAGGACACGCUUUGAGCAAGUUUCUUCCUCAGCGGAUGGCAGUGACUCAAAGGGAAAUUUCUUAUAGCAAGGUCUAGAAAAGACCUGAGAAACUCUCAUGACCCGUUUGAUAUCAGAACAGAAAAAGCUUGGAGAGAUUAACAGUAAUACUGAUUAUCUUUGCUUGUAUGGAACCUUAGAAAAUAAAGUGCUUAAUGUGGUUGCUUAGAGAGCCUGAGGCUGAUAAUGAUCAUUCACAAGUGAUCUACAGGUCUUGACACAGAAACAGCAAACUAAACUCAUCCAGAAUAUGCUUAUAGCCUUGAACACGUAAUGGCAUAACACAGGGACAAGCCUCUAAAGUCCAAAAGGCAUAGACAUUAGUGGUACAGUAUUUGUUUUAAAGGUGCUUUACGUAUGUUUUGUGUCUGUGUGAUUCUCAGAUCGGAGCAGAUGUAGAAAUCCACACACGUCAGACAAAACCAGUUCCUGUAAUGUCAGUACGCUACAAAGCAUUGAUAUGAGUUAAAUCAACGUGCUGCAGGACACAAUAACGGAGUCCAUGUUGCCCUGCAGUCACAAUAUUGCUGCCCUUUCCCAAGAACUACAGUAAGAGAUUUUUUAUGUCUGCUGCUGAAAGCUAGAAGUAACAAACUCUGUCUACGGCUCCACUCCAGGCAUCUUAGGUUAAUGUCUUACUAGAGACUUCACUCAGGAUAUGCAGCCUAUUAUUCAUAUGUUGAUCAUUUUUUGUAGACCCUAAUAUUUGAAUAUUUAUAGACCUGAGUGUGAGCAGAAGUUUGAAAAAUUAAGGCUGUAACUAAUGAUUUUUUUUAUCAGUGAUCUGUUUGAAUCAAAGCUCUACGAACAGCCAAACAUGUCAGGCAAUAAUCAAAUCUGAGAAAUGUCGACUUGCUAAAUGACUUAAAUUGACUGAGAGAAUUGUCAUUGACAUUGACAAUUGUCUGUAUAAAACCAGGAGGCUGUAAUUAAAGUCCAACUGAAAUGAAAGUGCAUUUUCUUGUCUGCUACAGUCAACACAUAUACAGCUCCUUUUCUCUCACAAACAUUAACACACGUCUUGUCCUUGUAUUAGUCGAACGAGCGACUGAACAAAAACCCACAAAGGGAGAGUGCACUGCUAACGUCAGCUACAGCACAUUGAACAAUAUAAAUGUAAAUAAAUAAUACAUUUACCUGCAAAUACAAGUCUAGUCCAAAAACCAUAUUUACGCCUAACUGUGUCAGCUUGUUGCAACGAAACGUCAGUGUCACGGCCAUAUUAGAGAGGGCAAGAAAUGUCUGCACAUAAAUGCAAGUACACAAAUAGCUACAGUUUUUUGAAUAAAAUCAACUAUAGCUGUCUCCAGUUUAGUAGAAUCUCAACAGUUAAAUUGCUGCUGCACGCUCAAUAAAGCGUUGUGUGUUAGGCUUAAUGUUACAUGAACUAAAUUACCUAACAUUACAUGAUAAAAAAAUAAUUCAUCAUCAGGAGGAACUGUACAAACUAAUAUUUGUCAAACAUGGAUCUGUCUUCCAGGUUAACAGGUGUAGAGACUUCCCUAUAUGAUAUGAUUUAAUGUGGAAGUGGACAACUUUUCAACCAGCUAGCUCACACUGUCUGCUUAUAAACUCCUUAAUCAUACCAGAUGACCACGGCUCAUUUUAGAAAAAUGACUCAUUGCAAUCGGGUGAGAAAUAUUAACGUCAUAGUGUUUUUCAUCCAGAAAAUAACUUUUUUUAAUAGUCAAGUCUUGCUCUCUCCAAUAUGGCAGCAACACUGAGGUAGACAAAGACACGCACCCCCCCCCCAGUAGGCUGAGAGGUAAAGGAGCAUUCCUCCAAAGACUAUUUCCACCUUGAAAUGACACAAUGAAAGGGAAUUACUAGAUGUGAUUUCAGGUGGACUUUGCAAUGAGUGCAAUGCUGUUUUCUGCUACAGUCUCACACAUGCUGUGUCGCUUUUCAUUUAUUUAUUUUCUUUGGGACAACGUUCACCAUGUGAUGAUGACUGCAGGUUUGAUUUCAGGAAUUUAGCUACUGAGCAACAUAGUAAUAAUGUCUCCGAAUGUUUUGAUAUUAAAAGGCCAGUUCAUGCCAAAACCAAAAAUAUACAUUUUUCCUCUUACCUGUGGUGUUGUUUAUCAGUCUAGAUUGUUCUGGUGUGAGUUGCAGAGUGUUGGAGAUAUCAGCUGUAGAGAUGUCUGCCUUCUAUCUAAUAUAAAGGAACUAGAUGGCACUCAGCUUGUGGUGCUCAAAGUGCCAAAAAAUACAUUUGAAAACUCAACAUCAAUGUCUCUUUCCAGAAAUCAUGACCUGGUUACUCAAGAUAAUCCACAGACCUUGUUGUGAGCAGUUUCAUGCAGGAACUGUUUUCUUUCUACUGAACUACACCCACCAACUGAAGCACUGUGCAAAAGGAAGUGUGCAUCAGCUUAUUGAUGAGAGGCUUGUGGUAGUGCGAGAUAUAAACAUUAAUGGUGUCCUACUUGGCUGAGUUGUUACACUGAAUAGCUCAUUGGUGCUGGGUGAGCUUUAAAGGAUAACUUCGGUAUUUUUCAACCUGGGCCCUGUUU